Molecule: messenger RNA, 736 nt
Organism: Anolis sagrei ordinatus
Lineage: Eukaryota; Metazoa; Chordata; Lepidosauria; Squamata; Anolidae
Source: RefSeq, a predicted model, not a curated record
GGUCACGACGAGUCACGUGAGCGAGGCUUCUUUUUCUCAAGGCCCAAGCGAGGAUCAAACCAUUUGGGACAUUUGUAGGGGGGAGCGGGUCAAACCAUUACGCCACAGCAUUGCGGAGGAAAGAGAAGCAUGUGGCCCUUGGAUCAUGCCCGAUAAGCACAGCUUUCUCCCAUCCAAAAACCCGUAUCUUAUAAAUCAUUGUUAGCCUGAGGUUAGUUAUAAUAAGUUCUGGACCAUCCUCAGCAUGAUGACAACCAUCAGGAGGACUCUCAGGCUCUUGCAAGGAGAGGCCCUCUGGGCAUUCCUUCCCAGGCCUUGCCGUCUUCACACAUCCGCGUGCCAACCCAACUCCAACCGGACAUCCAUCGCUUGCGUUUCAAGGCAGAAGUACGGCCGGAUGUAUCCGGUUCUGCUGGUCAGACCUGACGGCUCCACCAUCCACAUCCGGUACAAAGAACCCAGGCGGAUCCUAUCGAUACCAAUCGACAUCAAUACUCUCCCCGAAGCCGAAAGGAGAGCCCGGUUGCGGAAACGGGAUGGCGUCAAGCUUAAACCCAAAGAGGAGGCGACUUUUGAUGACGACUUUAAGUUGGAUGAUUAUAGAAAGUUUUGGAAGAAAAAAUGAGAUCUUUGUGAUAUUUCUUGAAAAGUAAAUUUCUUUUAGCAAAAAACGCUGUUGUAAAAAUCCAGGAAGGUAAAGGCAAACCUUAAAUAAAGAAUUUACCUAUCAUCUUUU